Aphanomyces invadans is the source of this 749-nucleotide messenger RNA. RefSeq lists its product as hypothetical. The transcript is spliced from 5 exons. Gene Ontology annotation, cellular component: membrane. The record is from RefSeq and is a predicted model, not a curated record. Bases 107 to 685 code for a protein of 192 amino acids. Gene Ontology annotation, biological process: vesicle-mediated transport. Lineage: Eukaryota; Oomycota; Saprolegniomycetes; Saprolegniales; Verrucalvaceae.
ACAGCAUUGAAACCACCACCACAGCAGCAGCUAUAAUUAGACUCCGUGGUCUUUGUGGCCAUCGACUCACACAAUCCAUUGCCCACCUCAGCACCCGACGACAGCGAUGGACCGCGUGCGCAUUCUGUUUGGCGCUCCGUCGUCUUCGACAUCGACUUCCGUGGCGUCAUCUGUUGAGGCCGCUGUCGCCGCGGUCACCAUCAAGAUGCCCAAAGGCACGACUGCCCCAACAGAAGACACGUUGUCUGACAUGAGCUUUGGAUGCAAGUCUUUGACCAAGAUGCAGCGGUUGUACGGAUUCGCCUUUUGCUUUUGUGUAGGCUACCUCAUCAACUUGCUGUCCACGUUUGCCCUGCUCGGGGGCUCUCGCAAUGGAGCCAAGUUUGGGAUUCUGUACUCGAUCGGUAGCGUGGUGUCCCUUUGCGGGUCGGGGUUCUUGGCUGGCCCUGCCGAACAGGUCAAAUCGAUGGCAAAGCCAGUGCGCCGCAUCGCGUCGGCCAUCUACCUCUUGUCGAUUUUGCUUGUGCUGGUGAUUGCAGUCACGAAUCCUCAGCUUGGCCUUUUGAUUCUCUUCCUCGCGAUGAUGCAAUUCGGCGCAGCCGUGUGGUACAACGCUAGCUACAUCCCGUACGGCCGCAAGGUCCUCAAGUCGAUCGGGUCCAAGUGUCUUAGCAGUGUGGCGUAAAACUUUUUCACCUCUCUGCAUCGACAAGCUUCAACACUUCGCAUCAAUCUAUUCUCUGUUCCCA